CACGAACGAAAGUGCUUGUGAUGAGCAAAGACGAUUAGUAGUGUCGAUAAGCCAAUAUUCUGCAGAAAUUAGCCAGAAUCUUCAGGUAUCUACAAAUAAAAUAAAUAACCACCCUCGCAUGUGAGGGUACUAUGUGGUGGUGCUGUUCUUCUUCCGCUAGUUCAGGACCGAUGGCUGCGAUACGCAAAAAAUUAGUGAUCGUAGGUGACGGUGCUUGCGGUAAAACAUGCCUGCUGAUCGUGUUCAGCAAGGACCAGUUCCCGGAAGUGUACGUGCCUACCGUGUUCGAAAACUACGUCGCCGACAUCGAGGUUGACGGCAAACAAGUGGAGCUGGCGCUGUGGGAUACGGCCGGGCAGGAGGACUACGACCGGCUGCGGCCGCUGUCCUACCCCGACACUGACGUGAUCCUCAUGUGCUUCUCGGUGGACUCGCCCGACUCGCUCGAGAACAUCCCCGAGAAGUGGACGCCCGAGGUGAAGCACUUCUGUCCCAAUGUGCCCAUCAUCCUGGUGGGCAACAAGAAGGAUUUGCGCAACGACCCGGCCACGAUCAACGAGCUUCGCAAGAUGAAACAGGAGCCCGUGAAGCCGCAGGAGGGCCGCGCCAUGGCCGAGAAGAUCAACGCGUUCGCCUACCUCGAGUGCUCGGCCAAGAGCAAGGAAGGCGUGCGCGAGGUGUUCGAGACGGCUACUCGCGCCGCGCUACAGGUUAAGAAGAAGAAGAAGACUAGGUGUUCUCUGCUGUAAUUGUGCCGUUGUUGGGAGACUCUGAUUUAUGAAUGGUUCGCAUACUGCCUGAACACUUACGUUUGAAACGACCGGGCUGCAGCCGCGCCGCGGGCUCUGCCUGCCGGCGCCGAGUCUCGCCGCUGCACGCACAUCCACUCAGUAUUCGUGUGGCUACACUUUCACAAUUGGUACUUGUAUAUUUUAUAGAUUAUCUAUAAAGAUUAAGCAUAAAUGCCUUAACAAAUGUAGUCGGGGACGAAAGUGGGCCCCCCUGUCUAUGGGCCCAUGGAAUUUUUGUGCUAUUCUGUCGUUAUAUAAUCAAGUAGCAUUUCUUCCUGAAUAGAUUAUUCCUCACGCCCGUCUCAAUGAGACUCGUUUAGUUUCAUAUUUUGUAUUUUAAUUUUUCAAUAAAAUAGUGAUGUAUAAUGUGUA
Cydia fagiglandana is the source of this 1163-nucleotide messenger RNA. RefSeq names its product ras-like GTP-binding protein Rho1 (gene Rho1). The record is from RefSeq and is a predicted model, not a curated record. The transcript is spliced from 2 exons. Gene Ontology annotation, biological process: small GTPase-mediated signal transduction. Lineage: Eukaryota; Metazoa; Arthropoda; Insecta; Lepidoptera; Tortricidae. Gene Ontology annotation, cellular component: cytosol. Bases 132 to 749 code for a protein of 205 amino acids. Gene Ontology annotation, molecular function: GTP binding; GTPase activity; protein kinase binding.